AUGGCCUCCGGUAGUAGUGGUCUCACUGCUUCCCGCCUUCUGAAGCGCUUUUUCCUUGGUUUAACUCAUGGCACAAAAGCUUAUGUCAUAUUUCUUUACUUUUCAGUGCAGCACAAUGGAAUUCGACAUUGUUCCUAUACAUCGUCUCGGAAAAAUCUCUAUAUUGAUAAAAACACAAAAGUUAUUUGCCAGGGUUUCACUGGUAAGCAGGGCACCUUUCAUAGCCAAAAGGCAUUAGACUAUGGCACCAAACUAGUUGGAGGAACAACCCCAGGGAAAGGAGGCAAGAUGCAUCUGGACUUACCCAUCUUUAAUACUGUGAAAGAGGCUAAAGAAAAGACAGGAGCGACAGCGUCUGUCAUUUAUGUUCCUCCUCCCUUUGCUGCUGCUGCAAUUAAUGAAGCUCUUGAGGCAGAAAUGCCCUUGGUUGUGUGCAUUACUGAAGGUAUCCCCCAGCAGGACAUGGUACGGGUCAAGCAUGCACUACUGCGCCAGGGAAAGACACGGCUGAUAGGUCCAAACUGCCCUGGAGUCAUCAACCCUGGAGAAUGCAAAAUUGGUAUCAUGCCUGGCCAUAUUCACAAGAAAGGAAGAGUUGGUAUUGUAUCCAGAUCUGGCACCCUGACUUAUGAAGCGGUUCACCAAACGACACAAGUUGGAUUGGGGCAGUCUUUGUGUAUUGGCAUUGGAGGUGAUCCUUUUAAUGGAACAAAUUUUAUUGACUGCCUUGAAGUCUUUUUGAAUGAUCCAGCCACAGAAGGCAUCAUAUUGAUUGGUGAAAUUGGUGGUAAUGCAGAAGAAGAUGCUGCAGAUUAUUUGAAGCAACAUAAUUCAGGUCCAAAUGCCAAGCCUGUGGUGUCCUUCAUUGCUGGAUUAACCGCUCCUCCUGGUAGGAGGAUGGGUCAUGCGGGGGCAAUUAUUGCUGGAGGGAAAGGUGGAGCCAAAGAGAAGAUCUCUGCUCUGCAGAACGCAGGCGUUGUGAUCAGCAUGUCUCCUGCCCAGCUGGGAAGCACCAUCUACAAGGAGUUUGAAAAGAGGAAGAUGCUAUGA
This is a messenger RNA of Chrysochloris asiatica (Cape golden mole), 1050 nucleotides long. RefSeq names its product succinate-CoA ligase, alpha subunit (gene SUCLG1). Bases 1 to 1050 code for a protein of 349 amino acids. Gene Ontology annotation, biological process: tricarboxylic acid cycle. Gene Ontology annotation, cellular component: mitochondrion; succinate-CoA ligase complex (ADP-forming). The record is from RefSeq and is a predicted model, not a curated record. Gene Ontology annotation, molecular function: succinate-CoA ligase (GDP-forming) activity; succinate-CoA ligase (ADP-forming) activity. The transcript is spliced from 9 exons. Lineage: Eukaryota; Metazoa; Chordata; Mammalia; Afrosoricida; Chrysochloridae.